Molecule: messenger RNA, 690 nt
Organism: Dracunculus medinensis (Guinea worm)
Lineage: Eukaryota; Metazoa; Nematoda; Chromadorea; Rhabditida; Dracunculidae
Source: the annotation of a GenBank genome assembly
AUGAUUAAAUAUGCGAUUAAACUACACGACUUCGAUUUUAUAAUUAAACCAUUGCUAACCAAGCAUUUAGAAAAUUACUCUGAGAAAGAUAUGCAAAAGUUCGCCACAGGAAAAAGUUUCGAGGACUUGAAGCAGUUUGAGAAGGACGAAAAAUUGUGUGGAAGAAUAGCUACUGUCCCAAAUGCACUUUGUGUUCUUAGGAUCGGUAUGACACCAGUUAUUGGCUAUUUGGUUAUCAGUGAGUGCUUUAUCGCUGCUUGUGCUAUUCUCGUUGCUGCAGCAGGGACAGACAUCCUUGAUGGAUUUAUAGCACGAAAUAUACGUGGGCAGAGUUCUCUGAUUGGAAGUAUUCUCGAUCCUGUUGCUGAUAAACUUUUUAUAAGCACGUUAUUCUUAACGCUGACCUAUGUCAACCUUAUUCCUAUAUUGCUGACAAUCAUAGUUCUUCUUCGGGACAUAUUGCUUAUUUCUGGUGGUCUUGUAAAACGGUAUCAAAUGAUCGAAUCACCGGUUACAUUUAGAAAAUUUUUCGACCCGUCAGUAUCGCCUUUGCGAGUGGCUCCCACCUUAAUAAGUAAAUUGAAUACGGUUUUGCAAAUCAGUGUUGUUCUCACUAGCACAGUUUCACCAAUUUUGGGAUUCGUCGAUAGCGCCAUAUUAAAUUAUCUUUGGUUUUUUGAGUUCGUAUAG